UCAAAUUUGCGUAAAAAUAGUGACCAAUCGUUUUGGAGACGGAAAUGCCUUCUUAACCAAUGAGAGACGUCUUUUUUCUAAUGUUCGGUUGUGCAAGCAAAAUGGCGGCGAAAGAGACAAUGAACGAAGCAAUUGAAAAGGUGUUGAAGAAAUUUAAUAUUCCGAGUUUGAAACGAGAACAGAGACAGAUAUUGCAGUGUCUAGUGAACUUGGAAGACUGUUUGGCGGUCCUUCCUACAGGAUUUGGAAAAUCUCUGCCAUUCCAGAUGGCAAUUCCUGUCCGGAGAGAGAUGGGCAUGAACGUUGGCAAAAUUUUAGUAUGUUGCCCGUUGAUUUCUCUUAUGCAGGACCAGGUGGCAUAUUUACGAAGUAUUUCCAACUUGACUGCAGCAUAUAAAGGGUCCAGUGAUGAGGAUGAUAGAAAUAUUCUUGACGGAAGAGUAGAUAUUGUGUAUGGCUCCCCAGAGGCAUUGGUUGGCAACCCAGAAUGGAGAGAAUCAAUGCGUAGUAGUCUUGAAGUCUCAACGAUUGUUAUUGACGAGUUUCAUACAAUAGCAACAUGGGGACAGAGUGAGGAUGGCAAAGAGGCAUUUAGGAAAUGGUUUGGACAUGUUGGAGAGCUACGAUCAUUAUUUCCAAAUACCAAUGUGUUGGCUCUGAGUACAACAUGCACGAAGAAAACAGCCAAACGUGUAAAGAAGUGCCUCAAUCUUAGUGACAAAUCCUUAGAAAUCAUUGUUUCACCUGAUAAACCUAACAUUAAAUUAGUUGUAAAAAAGGUGUCAAAAAAUAUAGAAACUGCCAUGUUUUGGCUGAUCGACCCUCUCCAAGAUUUAUGUGAAAAUUUCCCAAGGGUUAUAAUUUAUUGUACUUCAAUUAAUGAUGCGUCAAAAGUGUAUAAUUUUUUAAUUGAAGAGGUGCCAUCUUGUGUCCAUCAUAUUGACUUAUAUCAUUCAGAAACUGAAGACAUUAAGAAAGAUUUCAUAAUUAAUGAACUGAAAGAGUCGGACAGUAAACUUCGUAUACUAGUUUCAACAAGUGCACUAGGUAUGGGUAUAGAUGCCAAAGGUUUUAACAGUGUUAUUUUAUAUGGUGCACAGUCAAAUGUCUCAGAUUUUGUGCAAGAAAUUGGAAGAGUAGGGAGGGACAACAUGCCAUCUAUUGCUUUAGUAAUGUUUAAUUCGUAUCAUCAACGAUUGGCUGAUCAAGCCAUUAAGAAAAUACUUCUUACGAAUGAUUGUAGACGUCUUUGUCUUUUGGACAAUUUUUUGGAUGACCACGAACUGAUUAAAGUAAAAGAAAGUUUAGUGGGACAGCAUGCAUGCUGUGAUAAUUGUGCCCUCAACUGUAUGUGUAAAGAAUGUAUAUUAUUGCCAAUUGAAAAAAUGUAUGAUUUUAAUUUGAACACAGAGGAAAGUGAUGAUAGUGACAGUGAUAAAACAGAGGAAUAUGAAUCUGAUUAAGACUUAUAUGAACCAUUAUAACUCUAUCCAUCAAUGUUAAUUUCUUAUUGAUAUUUGAAAUUCAUUGUUAUGUGCUGUCUUAUUUACUGAAAACAAUGUGUAUAAGUCUGAAUUUGGAAUUUAUCUUGAAAUCACUGUAAAGGAUUUACAGUCUUUUGAUAGAGAGUGUUACUAGAGAAACAUGUACUUCAUUUCAUACCAAAACAUGUUCAACAAUGAUUAUAUAUGCAUAAAUUUGUUGAAGUUAAAAUUAGUUUCUGUUUCAUUAUUUAGACAGAAUUGUGUCGAUACCAGAUCAGUUGGUAAAAAAUUAUUCUUCACAUCGUUUUUAAAAUUUUAGAUAUGAUUUUAGACAUAAGCUAGGUAUUUUGGCUUUUUAAAAUUUUAAUGUUUUCAUAGAUCUCUUCUUCUGAGGGAGAUUAAAAAGAGUCUUAAAAUGAUCGGACAAUCUAGU
Messenger RNA from Magallana angulata, 1917 nucleotides. RefSeq names its product bifunctional 3'-5' exonuclease/ATP-dependent helicase WRN-like. Lineage: Eukaryota; Metazoa; Mollusca; Bivalvia; Ostreida; Ostreidae. Gene Ontology annotation, cellular component: chromosome; cytoplasm; nucleus. The coding region runs from base 60 to 1463 and encodes 467 amino acids. Gene Ontology annotation, biological process: double-strand break repair via homologous recombination; telomere maintenance. The transcript is spliced from 3 exons. Gene Ontology annotation, molecular function: four-way junction helicase activity; 3'-5' DNA helicase activity; ATP binding. The record is from RefSeq and is a predicted model, not a curated record.